Saprolegnia parasitica CBS 223.65 is the source of this 240-nucleotide messenger RNA. RefSeq lists its product as hypothetical. The coding region runs from base 1 to 240 and encodes 79 amino acids. Lineage: Eukaryota; Oomycota; Saprolegniomycetes; Saprolegniales; Saprolegniaceae. The transcript is spliced from 2 exons. The record is from RefSeq and is a predicted model, not a curated record.
AUGCCGCCCAAGGUGCCGCCCAUGGUGCCGCAGACGAUCAAGGUCAACACGGUCAAGGAGAUCGGCGACGCGACGUUCCAGAAGUACGCCACCGGCAAGAAGGAGUUUGUGCUUGCCAACGGCCUCUGCUUUAUUGGCAGCAACGACCACCAGUGGACGCUCGUGGUCCCCGACGACAAGUACUUGCGCACCGAAGCCAUUGCGAUGCUGCACGACUCGCGACGCGUAACCUCCCGUUGA